GACUCGGCUCAGUCUGUAUCUUAACUGAAACUUUUUCUUCACCAAAUCUACAGCACAAUGGACUCUUCAGAGCUAUAUCACGUCAAACAGCAGUUCAUCCUUGGCGCGUAUAAAUCACUUGCUGAGCUUUCUCUUCCCUCGCCUUCUGCCGCAGAUUAUAUCCCGACACUACUGUACAAAGCCCGUGCCAGCAUCGCUCUAGACGACCCACAAUCCGCUCUUGCGCUAAUACCGUCUGAUACAGAGAAUGUCGCACUGAAAGCCGUGACAGCUUUGGCUCAAUAUGUCGACGCUGGUGGGGAAGAGGCUCUGGAAGCGUUGAGAGAUCUGUGUGUUGAAAUAGAAGCUGAUGAAGAAAGCGAGGAAAGAGAGAAAGAUAUCGUACGAGUUGUUGCUGCCACUGCUUUUGCUAGGGUCGGUGAGGUAGAGGAGGCGUUAGAGACACUGAGCGGCGCAUCAGAGAAUCUGGAAGCCAUCGCCGCAACCGUUCUCAUAUAUCUUUCAAUUUCUCGUCCUGAUCUCGCUCAAAAAGCUUUCAACGCUGCGAAAAAGUGGGCCGAGGAUGAUCUUCUCUUGCAGCUCAUUGAAUCAUCUAUCGGAUUGAGAACCGGGACGAACGCGUACGCAGAUUCAGCAGCGUUUUAUACGGAACAGCUUGGCAACCCGUCCGUAUCUUCGGCCCAUCUCCUUACCGCGCGUGGCAUCGUGCGCAUACUAAGGGGUGAGGUGGUUGAGGCAAGGAGCGAUUUGGAGGAAGCACUGGAGCAGACUAAAGGCAGCGGGACGCAGGGAGAAGUGCUUGCAGGUCUAGUCGUCGCCCUUGGCCUUGGAGCAGGCAAGACAGCCGAGACAGAGGAAAUAUGGGGACGACUGAACGCAGAAUAUUCAUCUCAUCCUCUCGUAGCAGACGUGGCUUUGAAAGCUAGUUCAUUCGACGAUUUUGCAGCGAAGUUCGAGGUACCUCCCCCAGCUGUCGGUACCAGAGCAUGAUUUCAGUCUUUGCUAUCUUGAGAUGUGGUUACAAUUUCACAUCUAUUCUAGUGCAGAGUGCAGAUCUCAGACGUACUGAGAGACUACAGCCUGUAUGCACGACUGCUACUCGGCCGAUUCACGAAAAACCAUGGGCUCAUUGUAGAGUAAUAUAUUUGAUACAUGUUAUCACUAUUUUAUUGACUUCUGCCCUGUUUCCUAUUACU
Serpula lacrymans var. lacrymans S7.9 is the source of this 1196-nucleotide messenger RNA. RefSeq lists its product as uncharacterized. The transcript has 4 exons. Gene Ontology annotation, biological process: retrograde vesicle-mediated transport, Golgi to endoplasmic reticulum; endoplasmic reticulum to Golgi vesicle-mediated transport; intra-Golgi vesicle-mediated transport. Gene Ontology annotation, cellular component: COPI vesicle coat. Gene Ontology annotation, molecular function: protein binding; structural molecule activity. The coding region runs from base 58 to 990 and encodes 310 amino acids. NCBI's taxonomy places the organism in Eukaryota, Fungi, Basidiomycota, Agaricomycetes, Boletales, Serpulaceae. The record is from RefSeq and is a predicted model, not a curated record.